Messenger RNA from Amoebophrya sp. A25, 3846 nucleotides. The record is from the annotation of a GenBank genome assembly. NCBI's taxonomy places the organism in Eukaryota, Dinophyceae, Syndiniales, Amoebophryaceae.
UGAAAGUCGUGAAACAGCAUCGCUUGCUAAUAUUUUGCAUCUUUUCUCGAUCUCCUUUAUUUCUCUUCUCCAUUCAUCGUUUUCUUAAUAUGAAGAUUGAGGUGUCUCGAAUCAUAUACAACGAACUCCUUAACUAAAAGCAAAAAACAAAAUCAUCAACAACUAGACCGGCUGCGAAUUACUUUUGAAUCUUUCAUAGAAGCGCUUGGCGUUGGGGGGGCUGGCCUCAGAGUACUCCAACACUACCAGACGUGCGAUUCAAUAAUAAUUUGAAGAAAUUUGAAUUUCAGAAUUUUGCUUUUCUUACUGCGCGAGGGGAACAAAUUCAAGAAUAAUAUUCAUCCGACUCACUCUUACUACUACUAGUUUCAUUUUCUUGCUAAGUAAACGUAAAGAAAGAUCGAAAAAAUGGCUGCGGCGACGGGGACUUCUGAGGACAGCUGGACUGAAGAAGAAGCAGCCGGUUGGUUCUUCGCGCGUACUUAUUUUGGUUUGCUGCUAAACGGAACGGACAGUGAAGGCACACAAGAAGCGGAGGCCUUUGUAAAGAUUAUUUUCAUAUUAGUUUCGAACCAUACAUUUUGAUGAUUGAUGUUGACAUUGACAUUAAAAGUAGAAGUCAAGUACGUAAAAGGGAUCAUUUUGGAAGCUACAUGAUAAUGAUUGUCGUCCUUUACUUAUUGAUUGCCUUCAUCCUCUCCUUGUCAACGAACUGCGCAUGACUGUUUUAUUUUCGUAUUUGUUACAUACGAAAAAUGAAAAUCUCAAUCCCAACCAUCUAGUACUCAAUGCCUCAUAGGUUGACUACCUCUAUGACGAGAAGGCGGUUGUGACGCGGGGUUCUCUUCAAGAUUCUACGUCUACCACGGUGACCGGAAAAGCCAAGAUCUUAGAGCAUAUGCAGAAGGUACUUUUUGACCAUAGCUGCUUGGUGUUGAAGAACUGUACAUGUUGAAUGUUGUUAUUCAUAGACAGUUUUUACAUGCUGGAGGAGCCAGAGAAUGUCCAGCAAUAGCGACAUUGCUGCAACACCAACAGCUUACUUUGACGUAAGUACUAGUUCUAGUAUAAUUUCUAAAUUGACAUACAAACAGGACUUCGUCCUGACUGGCGGCCUCGAAGAUGGAAAUUUUAGCACAAUUGACUGCCAUUUGAUCCCUGGUCUUCCGGAAGGGAUCAGUCGAUACCAAGUGAGCAUUUCCGGUUCGCUUUCUUACCGUUCUACCCACCUGCAGCGGAAGCAAAUUCAGCAAGCUUUUGUUGUCGAGUGGCUUGAGGAGUCGGAUGACAGGUAUCCUUUCUUGGGUGGUCACCGUUUCCGCAUCUUCAGUGACAUCUUGCGCUUCGUGAACCCCAUCCAAGCUCCGGCUCCGGGCCCUAAACAACCUGCGGCAAAUGGAGCAGUUCCAGCUGAAGGAGAAGUACAAGUAGCUGCUGCGUCUAAGAACAACAAGAAGGAACAAAAGGCUGCUCAACCUAAGGCCCAAGCACAAUCUACUUCUGCGACUGCUCCUGCUACUUCCUCUGAGCAGGCCACGACUAAGCCUAGUGCGACUUCAUCUGCGACUGCGACACCUCCUGCCACCACGGCGAACAAGAACAACAAUCCGUCUAACAACAACAACCGCCGAGACAAAACGAAAGCUAGUCCAGGAAAUACUAGCAAAACGUCAACAUCUAAGAUUAAGGUUCGAUUUUUGGCGUUUCUGUUACCGUGUGUUUUGACUCUCCCCCCAAGGGGGAAGUAAGACUAUGACUAAGAGCAUACUUAACUCAAACGUGAAACAGUAGAAACACCAGAACCCUAUUUUUAGCUCUAAUAAGACCACUGACCAACAACAAGCAGGAGGGGAGACCAAGACUAGCACUAGGAGAUCAAGCGGCAAUGGUGCUGUAGGAAACGGGCAUGCACCAUCUCCGAGAAAGCUAGUCACGCCACAACAAAGUGCUACAAAAGCAUCGGAUGAGGAGGAAGGUACUACUACUUUAUCAACAAAUCCACAAGAUUCACGUUGUUGUCUAACUUACAACGGACUGUUCAUGACGUUCUUGACUUAGGUACUUACUUUUACAAAUUACAACGAGUGGUGCUGUUGCUGUCCGGUAGUGCUGUUGUUCUCAUCCCCUCUCUCCUAUUCUCAAUCUCUCCUACUCCACGAUACAGAAGCUAAGACGGACGUCCCUAAGACAGAUGUUAUGCGGACAGCGGAUGACCUCUCAAUUUCCGGAGAAAGUUCGCCGAAGAGCUCGAAUGCAGGUAUCUUUACUAGUCUUACACUAUGCAUAUGUUCUCAUGCAUGCUCAUAAUUCAGUUUCAGUAAUACAUCAGGUUGUCCUCAGAUUAAGAGAACAAUAAACUUCUUUUUCUAAAUCUCAGCAUCUAUACAACAUAGAAGAUGUUGAUUUACUUACCAAAACCAACAUGAUGUUUUUGUUUACCAACGACCAUCUAUAGAAUAUGAUUUACCUUACGCACAUGGUCCACGUCGUGAUGUCAUCAAUCUAAAACUAAUAUUGCAGUCGAGGCUCCAGCUCCAGCAGUUGUAAUACCAGACGACGAUAACAAUUUUCCGGGAUUGCCAAAGUCAUCAGGGGUUUUCGUCGCUAAGCCCUACAAGGGAGCGCUCGCACCAGAGCCACCAAAGAAAGAGAAAGUAGACGCAAAGAAGGAUAGAUCGUCAAGAAAAGGCAAGGGAAAGAACGCUGGCAAAGAUAAAGAGCCUCCGUCUGGGUCAAAUAGUAAGGUAGACAACAACAAAGAAGGAGGUAGUAAGUACAAUAGCAACAUCUCUCCUAGCGCUGGUAGCAAGAAUACAGGUGCUGCUGUCGCAGGUGGUGGAGCUAGCUCCACUGCAGUUAAGGGUUACCAUUUUGCAUUCUGUAAUAAUAUCCUUGACUUUUUUCCAAUAGGAAAGGGGUCAGGGAUGAUCUGAAGAAUGCAAUUUCGCAACCGCUAAUGCAGUGUCUUCCUCAGGCGCGACGUCAUCGUCCUCAAGUAGUAGAAAGAGCAAAGGCAAGGGAAAGAAAGGAGCGGAUAAAGAACCGAAACCGGCUACGCCUGUAAAUUCUAAAUCGACCACCAACUCAUCUUUAGAAGGAGCUGCGCAAAAGAAUAGUGCGGGACAGCACCAGCAGACAAAGAAUAACAAUAAGGAGAAAGGAGCCACCUCUUCAGGUGGAAGACCUUCUUCAGGUGGAAACAACAAAAACACAUCCUUAAGGCUCAGCUUUCAAUGGUCGUUGGGGUUGGUCACUGAGAUCCCUCUUGAGAGAACAGGGGAAAAUGAAGGAAAAGCAAAGGGAGAGGCAUGGGGCCCAUUUCUUUCAGAGUCAGUGACCAUUGAAUGCUGAGCUUUAACAUCCACAGCUAGAAAAAGGACAAAUAUCUGGAUAAGUACUAUCGACGUUAGCAUGGCAGACGAGGCAGUAAAGGAGAAACUAGAAGAAACUCUCAACAAGAUUCGACCAGGAGAUCUGCCAGCGCCAACUGUGACAGAGUUCGUGCGAAGCAAGGAAGAUAAGCAGUGGGCGUCAGGUAAUAUUAUCAUCUAAAGGGUGCUUUUUCCGAUUCACGAUCUUUACAAUCACACUCACAAGUACAACGAUGUAGUCUCCCCUUUUUGACUAACAAAUACUACAGAGCGGACUCAUUCUUCUUUAUUCUCUCACCACCUCAACAUCUUUGCUUCUCUCACCUCAACAGCGUGCGUCUUCACGGCAAAGAACCAAGAUGUUUUUCCGAUUAUCAGAAGAUUGACAGCGGAGACUGGGUUUUAUGUCGAGAAGAGAAAACAACCAAACACAGUCAAAGAGGCUGCUGCGGCGCCGGAGGCCGCUUCUAAGUGA